AUGUUCUACAGCUCUCCUCGCAACCGCCUCAAGGUCCAGGUCGCGCUUUUGGAGAAGCUUGAGUGCGACAUCCUCAUGACACCCAAGCAGAUGUCUGACGCCACAAGAGGAACGUGGGAAGGGGCGCGAAAGGAUCCAUAUGUUGUGAUGCAUUCCUCCGGCACGACGGGUACCCCAAAAAUCCUGAUCCUGAAGCAAGGCACAGUUGCUGCCCACGACGACUUCCAACGCUUCACUGAACUUGGCGGAGAACCCUGGUACGGACACCACUGGACCGGCAAAAGGGUCCUCACCUCUUUUCCGUGGGUACAUGCUGGAGGCGUCUUGCUACUCGCUUGGGCCAUCUACAACUCCUUCACUACCGUAACCGCGAACGAGUGGCCUCUCAGCGGCGCAAUUGCCGAUCAUCUCCACGUUAACGGCAACAUUCAGGAGGCCUGGUAUUCGCCAUCCGUGGUCCAAGACGUGGCACGUAAUAGCACCUAUCUAGAGAAUAUCGCCAAGCUCGAUGAUGUCUCCUACGCCGGCGGUAUUCUCCCUGCAGACAUGGGCAACGCUAUUAAUGCCCGCACGCGCCUGUUCGGUACGUUUGCCUUGACAGAGACCGGGAUUGUACUUGGUGAGAUGCCACCGGCAGAGGACUGGGGGUACUACCGCUAUAAUAACUGCUUGGGACACUCGUUCCGCCACUUCGCCGGCGACAUGUACGAGCUCGUACACACGCGCGACGAGGCUAUUGAGCCCUUCCAAGGUGUAUUCUACACCCUUCCCGACGCGGAGUCUUAG
Letharia lupina is the source of this 786-nucleotide messenger RNA. RefSeq lists its product as uncharacterized. Lineage: Eukaryota; Fungi; Ascomycota; Lecanoromycetes; Lecanorales; Parmeliaceae. The coding region runs from base 1 to 786 and encodes 261 amino acids. The transcript has 2 exons. The record is from RefSeq and is a predicted model, not a curated record.